AAAAUUGAAACAUGGAAAAAGAAACAAAAAUAUUCUGUUUUGAUUCACUGCUAGACGUUACUGUACGGUGUUGGAGAAUCAAUGGAAUCAACAGGAGACGGAUCAGUGAGGCUUAUGAGCCAUCUCGAAGCUUCCUACCACAAGACAGCGGGCCAAUGUUGCAUAGAAGUCCAUCUGGGGCAAAGCGGAAGAUUCGGCAGAAGAGGGAAGAAGCGUCCCGCCCGUCUCCAUUCCUCUCCCCAUCAAGUUCAUCAUCUCAAACUUCGAUAUCUCCGACACCAACAGAAACAUCUUCAAAUUAUCGAUCACUCGUAGAUUCAGGAGAUUAUCAAUCGAUUCUUCCGGAUUUCGACCCAUCAUUUGUACCUGUGCCAACUCCUAGACUCUCCGUGCCAUUCUCAGCUUCAAUGAGCACAUUGGAACUCUCUUCAAGCACUCUCAGCUCACCAGUGACCGCUCCGGCGCCACCUCCACCGCCAACUUCUAAACCCACUGUUGAGGUCCACCCAAUGCCAACUGAUGAGCGCAGCCCAUCGAUGGCUUCUUCUUUGAACGGAUCAAUUGAUAUCGACAUUUACAAGCCAAAGCCUCCAGUGCCAAUUAAGCCAAAGGGUCUGAGAAUUGAUCAUUUAAAUAGAUCAACAUCAAUGACGUCACUCUCCUCUCCAUCACCAAUCCAACACACCACAUCUUCAUUCCUUAACAACUUCAUGCCAACUCCAUCACUUAUAAAUCUUCAACAAGGAUACCGUAACCCAGAUCUCGGAUCCCAAGAUUUGGCACGUUUGGACGCUUCUCGUCAUGAGAGUAUUCAAAAAGUCAGCCGUAAGCUUAGUACUUAUGAGGAGGAGAAGAAUCUCAUUGAGAAUGAGUUGGAGGAGAUCGAAAGAACCGGAGCUCGCCUACUAUCAAUUGUCGAACAAAAAGACAAUUUCUUGGCUUCAAGGAUCCGUAGAUUUAUGGAAAAAAGCAAGGAAUUGGUUGGAAUUGAGACACUACUCAGAUUGCAAUUAAAUAAGCAUAACGAACGAAUUAAGGAUGGCCUUAUUGAUAUUAGCGCCGCCCGUGGCGAGGAGUCGUAUCUGCAAAAAAGAUUCAAGGAUACAGACUUUUUGAGAAAAAUCAGCGCUCGGAGGGAAAUUGAUUAUGAUAAGGAAUUGUCUGAAAUCUUCACCGACGAUCAAUUCCAUCGAUGGGUCAUGUUCAAGAAAGCCACGUUGCAGCUGCUUCAAACCGAAUCCUCAGUCUCCUACUACAUUCGGGAAUCCAAUGCGAAACUCGAUGCGUUGCAUCUUGCGCCACGUGGCACAAGUGCCUAGAUUUUUUGAAAUUUGCAAAUUUUCAAAAAAUAAACAGUGAAUUACGGGUCAAAUCUUGGUUUUCCCCCUCGCCCCAACAACCCCUCCACACAUUCUCAGACAUUUUAUUUCAAGACUUGUUUGCCUUCUCCCGAAUAAUUGUCAAAUUUUCAUAUUUUUUUUUUUUGUUUUUUUGUACAAAUAAAAUAAAGAAAAGUGAAA
Caenorhabditis elegans is the source of this 1520-nucleotide messenger RNA. Its product is annotated as ASD2 domain-containing protein. The coding region runs from base 12 to 1319 and encodes 435 amino acids. The record is from RefSeq and is marked reviewed. Lineage: Eukaryota; Metazoa; Nematoda; Chromadorea; Rhabditida; Rhabditidae. The transcript is spliced from 9 exons.